GAAAUGGUAGUGUGGUGCAAGUUGGCGCACGACCACGUGGUCCGGCUUCACGGUUGGAUACCAUACCUCGAGAACCCGGAAAUUUUGUGCCCGGGCUUGGUGUCAAACUGGUGCGAUGGAGGAGAUGUUACAACUUUUCUAAAGCGCAGCCCUCAGGCUGAUCGCCAAGCCCUGAUUUGCGGAAUAGCGUGUGGCCUAGAGUAUCUUCAUUCGAAAAAAGUAGUGCACGGCGAUAUGAAGCCUGACAAUGUUGUCAUGGGUGAUAAGAGCACCCCGCAGUUGUGUGAUUUUGGACUUUCGUUUAUCACAUCGGACAAGACAACAUUUCUUCAUGCAUCGAGCAUGUUCGCAACAGGGCGAUACUUAGCGCCAGAAGUGUUUGAGUCUGAGGAGCCUUUUCGAAACGAAAAAACCGACGUCUGGGCAUUCGGAUGUACUGCCAUGGAGAUACUUCGCAGUGAACCCCCAUAUUCCACCACUAGGAACGAACUCGCCGUUUUCAAAGUUAUCGGGACGACGCCGCCGUUUGAUCUUUCACCAACUCAGCCUACCGAGGAGAUUCUUGUCCGCUGCCUCAAUUUUGAUCCCGAGGGUCGAAUCAAUAUGGGAGACGUUGCAAAACGCCUGAAGCAGAAUGGGUCCAGGAGUGGGUGCCCUGACAAUUCCUCAGCAACACAAUCCUUCAGUUAUCCACUUCAAUUUCCCAGCGCUGCAAUUCUCAGCACUUGAGCGAGGUCUUUUUGCUCGAUCUUGCGCUGUACACACUUUGUCUGGGGGUCCAUUAUGUUUACACACCGGUGAACCUCUACUUUUAAGUGAUAAUCCCGACUACCAGGAGUUGCCGAAAUUAGAGCGAGGUCGUCGAGGGAAGGGGAUGCAAAUGCAUACUUCGGAACAGGUAAGGCAAAGAAAGAGUGGGCUUGCAGUUGGCACAGUACAUCAUCCUGGACUGGAGGUGGCGAUUGGGCUCAUUGUGUAAGUGGGAAAUGUAAAUGUAGGACAAAAUAUAUCAUUACCCUU
Molecule: messenger RNA, 1020 nt
Organism: Cantharellus anzutake
Lineage: Eukaryota; Fungi; Basidiomycota; Agaricomycetes; Cantharellales; Hydnaceae
Product: kinase-like domain-containing protein
Exons: 4
Coding region: 4-729 (241 amino acids)
Biological process (GO): protein phosphorylation
Molecular function (GO): protein kinase activity; ATP binding
Source: RefSeq, a predicted model, not a curated record